Molecule: messenger RNA, 903 nt
Organism: Lodderomyces parapsilosis
Lineage: Eukaryota; Fungi; Ascomycota; Pichiomycetes; Serinales; Debaryomycetaceae
Product: exosome non-catalytic core subunit
Exons: 1
Coding region: 1-903 (300 amino acids)
Biological process (GO): poly(A)-dependent snoRNA 3'-end processing; nuclear mRNA surveillance; U4 snRNA 3'-end processing
Cellular component (GO): nuclear exosome (RNase complex); nucleolus; cytoplasmic exosome (RNase complex)
Source: RefSeq, a predicted model, not a curated record
AUGAGUGACAGAAGAAGAAUAACAGGUCCAGUAAAUACAUUGGCGCCAAAUAUCCCAAGCCUUAGCGAUACUUUUUCUUCCUCCCCAUCACAACCGGAGCCCGCAACUGCUUCACUGAAUCAAGUACCGCCAUUCUUUCUCAAACAUGGACUAAUUACAAACUCCAAUGGUUCGGCAUACUUGGAAAUCGACAAUACCACAAUAAUUCAGGUUUCAGUGUUUGGACCACGACCAAUCCGAGGAUCAUUCAUUGAUAAAGCUAGUAUCAGUGUAGAAACCAAGUUUCUUCCUCAUGUACAACAACCACAAGCUGAUAUCUUCAACUUCAACAACAGCAGCUCUAACAACAAUAGAGAUACUUUUAAUGCAUCGGGGUAUAGGACAGGAAUGACUGCAAUUGAACACCGAUUCAGCUCUUAUUUGGAAACAUGUCUAUUACCAAGCAUCUUGUUGUCCAAGUACCCCAAAUCUACAAUCGAUUUACAAGUGAGCAUCAUAUCUACUGACCCAAAUUGUAAAGGACUUAGUGGGAUGUUGUGGCUCAUGCAAUGGAUCGUGGUCGCAUCAAGCUUGGCUAUAAUUGACGCUGGAAUCGAGAUUAGAGACAUGGUUUCCAGUGGCGUUGUUAAAUUGAUGCCCAAUGGAGAUGUUCAAAUAGGACAAGAUUUGGAUAAGAAGAGUAGUAAAGAGGAUGACGACGACGAUGAUGACGAUGGUGUUUAUGCAUUGGUAAGCUUUAUGAAUUUGAAAAACGAUGAAAUUGUGGGAUGUUGGUAUGAAGGCGGGGGUAAAGAUGAUGGUUUAUCAACUACUGAUAUGGAGAAAUUGAUUGAUGAAUGUUGCAAAAUGUCUAAAUUGAUUAGAGCAAAUUUGAAUUCGUAUUUGUUGAACUCAAUGAAUUGA